Messenger RNA from Thermothelomyces thermophilus ATCC 42464, 1835 nucleotides. RefSeq lists its product as uncharacterized. Gene Ontology annotation, biological process: DNA-templated DNA replication; rRNA processing. The transcript is spliced from 2 exons. Gene Ontology annotation, molecular function: protein binding. The record is from RefSeq and is a predicted model, not a curated record. The coding region runs from base 130 to 1443 and encodes 437 amino acids. Gene Ontology annotation, cellular component: nuclear pre-replicative complex. NCBI's taxonomy places the organism in Eukaryota, Fungi, Ascomycota, Sordariomycetes, Sordariales, Chaetomiaceae.
GAUUGCACACUCGAUUGAUCAGUCCGUCUGCGCUGGACAGACAUCUCCCGGGGGGAAGACGUACACUAAUCAGAGAGAGGAAGUUGAGCUCACUGGUGAGCACUUGAGGCGGAGAGGCAAACGGCAAUCAUGCUCUCGGAGGAAUUCGUUUCUGCGAUCUGCGGAGCCCCUCUAUCCUCCAACACCGCCAUCGCCAAAGAUGUCGGCAUCUACUUCCACUCCCUCAGCCCCACAUACUCGGUCAAAUCGACUUUCAAGAAGAGCUCAAGUCCUGUAAACGGCCUUGCUGUCAGCGAGACUCACGUCUUUGCCGCGCAGCAUGAAAAGGCCUACGUGCAUGUCUACUCUAGGCUCCGUGGGAAUCAGGAGGCAUUUGUGGCCUUUCCCGAAAGGAUACGAUGCUUGACCCUAGCCGGGGAUGUCCUGAUACUAGGCACUACAGAAGGCCGCCUCAUGCUUUGGGAGACGUGCACUGGCCGACUGGUAUCGACCCCGGCGCGCCACGUCCAGGCGGUCUCGUGCGUUGCUGCAACGCCAUACCAUGUUCUUACGGGUUCCGACGACUCGGAUAUUCACGUGUGGUCGCUGCUUCAGCUUCUGGAGCUCGACUCUGCGGCCGAGCACCAACCGCAACGGAGCCUCUCCAACCACAGGGCUGCCAUCACCGGCCUUUCCGUGAGCCCGAGCGUCAGCAGCGACACAAAUUUCUGUGUUUCUGCGAGCAAGGACAAGUCAUGCAUAAUCUGGAAUUAUCAGACCGGCGAUGCCCUGCGAACGCUUCUUUUCCCCAGCUCUCCCCUUUGCCUGUCUCUCGACCCGUCCUCCAGAGCCAUCUGCGUCUCCUGCGACGAUGGGUCUCUCUAUGUCACCGAGGUCUUUUCCGAAAAGCCUCUCUUGGGACCAGGGGCCGAGGAAGCCACGACAGUCGUCCAGAUCUCCUCGCCCUUUGGUGCGACGCAGCCCGAUGUUGGGCCUGCUUCCUGCCUGAGCUGGAGCUAUGACGGUACGAUGCUGCUCACGGGGCACCCCAAGGGCCAGAUAAUGCGGUGGGAUGUUGCGGAAAACAAGUCGCCCGUUGAACUGGCCAACCUUAACGCCGCCGUCACAAAUGUCUUGUUUAUCUCCCCCUUCCCGGCGGAGAGGCCGACCAAGACGGUAAAUAUCAUCAAACCAUCCCAAGCCGAGCGCACUUACGCCCUCGCGGUGCAAUUUGAGUCGUAUCCUGGCUCCGAAACCGGGUUUGACUCGCUGCUCAAUGCCUCAGGGUUUCCAAACCAGGCCAUGGAGAACGCGAUAGCAGCGUUCAAUCAGCCGGCCGCCGAGUCUGCCACCGAACAAGAAUUGCGGAAGCAGAACGAAGAGCUGUGGGAAAUCAUCAACGAACAGAAGGCGCUACAAAAACAAACUCUCCAACGUUAUGUCGAGGCAAAGUCCAGCCGUUAAGUCAGCGCAGCUCUCGCACAGUGUCGUAAAGAUAGGGAAUGCGCAUCAAGAAGUGGGCUCGCAGCUCAUAUAAGGGGCACGCCAAACACAUAGAGUGCGUUGCUAAAGAUACUCCAUAAAGCCGAAGAAAUAGACACGACAGGGAUCCUCUUCUUCUUCUCCGCCUCGAGGCGGUGCCUCAAAGCAUUGCAAGUAGAAGACAAUUCUUCCCAAACGACUCAUGCAGUUGUUUGACCGCCUUGAUCGCUCGACAAUGUUUCAGCGAAUGACCCCGAGUCAAAACCGCUGCGAGGUCAUAAGGUGAGAGCUACAUAACCUCCUACAGCAGCUGCUAUUGCCGCCGGGGUUAAACCGCAAACCGCUCCCCCGCUCGACCCCAGUCGCGGUAAGGA